AUGGAUUAAUAGUAAUUUGAUUCUGAAUUGUAAACCUAUUUUCUACACAUUAAACAUGAAAUCAAAUAAGAACACAUAGAAUAUUUGAAAAAGCAUCCAGAAUUAAAUCAAAUAUUAAAUGAUUUCACAAGUUAGAUAAUUUUAGAGAAAGUAACUUUAUAAUAAUAUUUCAGCCAGAUAAUGUUUAUCAAUAUGCUAAAGAAUACUUUAGUUUCUUUAAUCAAGAAAAAGAUCUAAAGACUUGUAAACCUUUAGUUGUCUCAGGUGCAAGUGGAGUUGGAAAAGUAAUUUUUAAAUAUUAAUUGUACUUAAUAGGGUACUUUGUUAUAGAUGCUUUUUAAAUAAUAUCCACAAUAAUUUGUAUUUAGUGUUAGCUAUACAACAAGAGCACCAAGACCAGGUGAAGUUCAUGGAUAACAUUAUUAUUUUGUUAGUAAAGAAGAAUUUUAAAAGGAAAUUGAAAAGAAAGCUUUUUUAGAAUAUUGUGAGGUACAUGGAAAUUAUUAUGGAACUCAUUUGGCACAAGUACAAAAGGUAAUGAAGUAAGGAUAAGUAUGUGUGAUUGAGAUUGAUGUUUAAGGUGCUGAAAAGAUUAACAAAUCUAUGCCUAAUCAAUGUAAUUAUAUUUUCAUUAAUGCUCCUUCAAAUGAAGAAUUGAGAAAAAGAUUAACUGGAAGAGGAACAGAGACAGAAGAGGUAAUUGAGAAAAGAAUGAAAAAUGCUGAAAAAGAGAUAGAGAAAUCUCAUUAACUAGGAUUUUAUAAUGAAUUGUUAAAUGAUGAUUUGUAAAAAACUUUUAAGAAACUAAUUGAUCUUCUCAAAACCUUUUAUGUUGAUCUAAAAUUAUGA
Messenger RNA from Paramecium pentaurelia, 849 nucleotides. The record is from the annotation of a GenBank genome assembly. NCBI's taxonomy places the organism in Eukaryota, Ciliophora, Oligohymenophorea, Peniculida, Parameciidae.